AUGUCGUCUGUAGCAACUGCUGCAAGUUCCCGAAAGCUCAAGCGUUCUCGGCCCUGCGACGGAUGUGCUCUUAGAAAGAUCAAAUGUUCGGAUUCUAGACCUUGUGCUCGUUGUCUCAACGAUGGAAUACCUUGCACCAAUAACAGAAUAAUAAAGAAGUCUGGGCCCAAGUCAAAGAAGCUCCUGGAUCAGCAUUUCUUCCCAGCGGAACCAGUUACAAAGGGACUUAUUCCGAUGGACCUUUUACUUCCAUGUCUUCAGGUUUAUCAAACAUGGUACUACAGUAUGUGGCCCGUAUUAUCAGUGACAGAUUUUGUGACUAAGCUUUCAACUAUCUCGCCGGGAGAACAUCUCUAUGAAGAAGGUUCUAUUUCGUAUGCCCUAUGUUUAGCCUUGUGUGCUGCUAUCUCCAAACAGACUACAUUCAUUAGCGAAAGCUCAACCAUAUCCAAGCUCCCUUCUGGAAUCCAAGCUCGAGAUUACGCCUUAUUGGCUCUCAGAAUACGAAAUGAGUAUGAACAUUCUCUCAAUCCAACGAGUGAGACCUUGUUAACUUCUUUCUUCUUGUGUAUUUAUUAUUUCAACAACAGCGGAGGAAAAGCUGCUGGAAUCACAUACUUGAGAGAGGCUAUUUCUAUGGCCCAAAUCAUGCGUUUACAGGAUGCAGCUACUUAUUUGGGAAAACCUCCUGCUGAAGUUCAUCGUUUGCGGAAAAUAUACUAUCUUUUAUUGGUCACAGAGAGAUUUAUGUGUAUACAGUUUGGCUUGCCAAUCAUUCUAGAUCCUAGUAUACCGUUCCCAAUGUAUGAUGGUGAGGAAUAUUCUGAUCUCUUGACUGGGUUCACUGAACUCGUUAGAAUAUUUUCUGUUCCUGAUCGUUUAUUCUUUGAAAAAAUGAGUGCCUCGCAUAGCAAUAACACAUUUAGUGGUAACUUUGAUUACCUCGAGAAAUUCUUCUACUUGCCGAUUAAUAACAUCACAGAAGGUUGGGUGGUGGAUGUAGAUAAAGGGAUUAAAGGCAUAUCGAUAACGACUAUGGCCACAGAUAUCCAGAAGGUCAACUUGUUACUCUCUAAGCAUUGGAUGAGAUCUCUUGUUUGGCACAUUGCCUUUCAGAAUGGACUCCUAUCUAUCAACCGAGAAGAGAAUGACUGUUUAAGUGUAAAGUAUCCGGUUACUAUUGCCUACGACUUCUUGACUUCGACCAGCAACUUGCCCACGAAUGCAUUUGAGUAUAAUGGUCCAGGCGUGAUUGUUAAAUUAUUAGAAAUUGCCAAUGGUUUGGCUGACACAAUGAAUGACUUUACAUAUAUUAGGAAUAGUGUGGAUACGUUUGCAUGCCUGAACGCUAUGACGUCGAUAUUCUGGCUCAUCUCCAAAUUCAAGACUAAUUUGGUUCUUCCGUCGGAAUUGUAUAAAAAGAUCGAGGGCAUAGUCAAUGCUAAUCCUAUACCUAGGAUGCAUUUCUCUCCUGUCUCCAGUCCAGAAAUCGAAGCAGUAAUUGAAAAGAAGAUAACGUCUGAUGCCUCUUGUAGUGACUCACCUGAGCAAGCCCUUGGAAUAGCUGCAUGGACUUAACGAAUGUAUUCAAAGUUUUACCUAAAGUGCAAAUUCACUCUAUAGGUUGAUUUAAAUACAUCUCGUAUCCCAUUUGCGAUGUAUUUUGCAGCUGUGACCUAUGCGAGUAUUUGUUAUAGAAUCAAAUAAUGAUAAAUGUACAAAAUUAUUUACAG
Molecule: messenger RNA, 1733 nt
Organism: Scheffersomyces stipitis CBS 6054
Lineage: Eukaryota; Fungi; Ascomycota; Pichiomycetes; Serinales; Debaryomycetaceae
Gene: SUC1.1
Product: zinc finger protein possibly regulating maltose complex or other sugar transporters
Exons: 2
Coding region: 1-1578 (525 amino acids)
Biological process (GO): regulation of DNA-templated transcription; DNA-templated transcription
Molecular function (GO): zinc ion binding; DNA-binding transcription factor activity, RNA polymerase II-specific; DNA binding
Source: RefSeq, a predicted model, not a curated record